Messenger RNA from Rosa chinensis, 1834 nucleotides. Its product is annotated as ethylene-responsive transcription factor CRF2. Bases 627 to 1634 code for a protein of 335 amino acids. NCBI's taxonomy places the organism in Eukaryota, Viridiplantae, Streptophyta, Magnoliopsida, Rosales, Rosaceae. Gene Ontology annotation, molecular function: DNA-binding transcription factor activity; DNA binding. The transcript has a single exon. Gene Ontology annotation, biological process: regulation of DNA-templated transcription. The record is from RefSeq and is a predicted model, not a curated record.
GUAGGUAGUUUUGGUAUCCAGCGAAUACUGUGCUUCUUUCUCUCUGCGUGUGUUAUCUAUCUUCAAGACUCCUCUCCUCACUCACUCUCUCUAAUUUUUCUCAGUACAGAGCAAAAACCCAGUACUCACAGUCCUCUCUUUCCCAAAAGCCAAACAGAAAAUCGUAGUCUUUCGGAGGCCGAUUCCGGACAUUUAUUCCCUCUCCCUUUCCGGUUAAAAGCCACUCCACUCACUCCUAUCUCUGCUUUUUUUCGGGUUUGAGCUUUACGGUCUCGUCACUAAGGUGGGGGGUAAGGUUUAAACUUUCUGAGAAAUUUCUCGUCCUUUGAUGGAGCUUUUUCUGCUUGUGACUAUUUAAUUCCUUCCAAGAUUUUUUUUUUUUUUUGGGUUUGGGGUUAGCUUCUCUCCGUUUCGAGGCUUCUCUUUAACGUGUUCCUCCUGAAUCGCUCAGGCUUUCCUUUUUAUCUUCUUCUUUAUUCUCUUCUCCCAAAGAAUCUCUCCCACCUUUUUCCAAUUUCUAGCUAUUUGACGCUCCCACUGGGGGGGGCUCUCUGACUCACUCACCUCGCUUUCAAUGCGAAUGAGCUGCGGUAGAAUCUGAAGAUUAUUUCCGAGUCUAUCUAGCCAUGAAUCCAGCCGUCAAGUACUCGCAGCACCGGAACCUCACCAAGCUCGUCUCUAAUUCCGAAGCCGAGGCGGUGCGGCCCAGGAUUGUACGGAUUUCCGUCACUGACGGCGACGCCACCGAUUCCUCCAGCGACGACGAGCCCGAGGCGUUCUUCGGCCGCCAGAGAGUGAAGAAGUAUGUGAAUGAGAUUUCGAUUGAGUCGUGUUCCAGGGAGGCCGAGGAGUCGGCGGCGGCGGCGGUCUGGAAGAGCAGGACGUCCAGGACGGUGAGGAAGAAGGCCGCCGGAAAAACCGUGGUUCCGGCGACUCACCGGACUUUGAAGCCCGCGCCCGGGAAGAAGUUCCGGGGAGUGAGGCAGAGGCCGUGGGGGAAAUGGGCGGCGGAAAUCAGAGACCCGUUCAGGCGUGUACGGCUCUGGUUGGGUACGUACGAUACGGCUGAGGAAGCGGCUAUGGUGUACGACAACGCCGCCAUCCAGCUGCGUGGACCUCACGCGCUCACCAACUUCCACUCUCCUCCGGCGGUCAAGUCAGAGGGGGAGGAGCGCGAGGCAGACAUUAUGUCCAACGUUAAGCCGGUCGUCAGUUACGGCUACAAUUCCGGCGAGGAGUCACACAACACUAUCUGCUCCCCAACCUCCGUGCUCCGCUGUCCCUCGCCGUCAAACGAAGACGACUCUUCGUCGCCGAGUCCCAAACAACAACCUCAACAACAACUCGAAGUCCGGGAAGACUCUUGUGUUUCCGAGAACUUCUCGGAGCUCUCCGACCACACCAGCUUCGAGAGCUUCAUUCCAAACGACAUCUUCGAUUUCCAGACGACAAUACCUGACUUCUUGGAAGAGAGCAGUGUUUUCAAAGAAAGCUUCUGCGAUUUCGGAAAUUUCGGCGACAUCUUCGCCGAUUCGGCUGUGGAUUUCGGGUUCGGAUCCUCCGCCACCACAACCUGCGACUAUUUCCAAGACAUCGGCGACCUCUUUGCCUCCGACCCUCUUGUCGCUUUAUGAGUUUGUAAUAAUAACUACCACCGCUUGGUUUUUUCUGUUCUCGGUUGUUGCCGGUUUGUCGGCAAAUUUUGUAUCGGCGGGAAUGAAAAAUAUCGGUGGCUUUUUUAUUUAUUUAUAUUAUUAAUUUUGUAAUUUCAGUUUUUUGGUUUGUAUUAAUUAUUUAUAUUUAUUAACGGUGAAAUGAGACCGAGUUCGGCUAA